This is a messenger RNA of Erinaceus europaeus (western European hedgehog), 1544 nucleotides long. It is a transcript of the gene ASB9, whose product is annotated as ankyrin repeat and SOCS box containing 9. Gene Ontology annotation, biological process: intracellular signal transduction; protein ubiquitination; positive regulation of protein catabolic process. The transcript is spliced from 6 exons. The record is from RefSeq and is a predicted model, not a curated record. Bases 257 to 1075 code for a protein of 272 amino acids. Gene Ontology annotation, molecular function: protein binding. NCBI's taxonomy places the organism in Eukaryota, Metazoa, Chordata, Mammalia, Eulipotyphla, Erinaceidae.
AAAUGGAAGUACAGUAGUCUCCCUGCCUGGCCAGUCCAUCUUUUUCUUGUUUCUUAGCUUGGAUAUGGCCUUCGCUCUUUUCUUGAAUUAUGUAGUCGUUUUGAAUCAACAGUGUGCAAGAAAUGGUGGUGGAGAUUGAGAUGCUGACGUCCUGGCGGGAGUCACGGUUGAUUGACUCCAACGUGCCAAUCCAGUGGGAGCUGUGAGGUUCUCUGUGGGCAGGGCUGAGGCUCCAAGUCUCAAGUGCAUUAGCAAGAUGGCCUCUGUCCCUCCCUUCUCCACAGAUGUGGUGUCUGACUGGUCUCCUAUGCACGAAGCCGCAAUCCAUGGACGUCUUCUCUCUCUGAGGAACCUCAUCAGCCAGGGGUGGCCUGUCAACCUCGUCACAGCAGACCAUGUGUCCCCACUCCAUGAAGCCUGCCUUGGGGGACAUCCCUCUUGUGUGAGCAUUUUGUUAAAGCAUGGAGCCCAGGUGGAUGGCGUCACCACUGACUGGCACACUCCCCUGUUCAACGCUUGCAUUAGCGGCAGUCAGGACUGUGUGGAUUUGCUGCUGAAGUACGGGGCCAGCACCCAGCCUGCCAGUGACCUGGCGUCCCCCAUCCAUGAGGCGGCAAAGAGAGGCCAUGUGCAGUGCGUGGAGUCCCUCUCAGCCCAUGGAGGCGACAUUGACUACAACAUCAGCCACCUCGGCACACCAUUGUACCUGGCUUGUGAAAGGCAGCAUGUCCCCUGUGCCAGGUCUCUCCUGGAAGCAGGAGCAAAUGCAAACCAAGGCCGAGGGCUGGACUCCCCUCUCCACGCAGCCGCCAGGGCGUUGAAUGGAGAGCUCGCCCUCCUGCUUAUGGACUUUGGAGCCAACUACCAGGCCAGGGACGCUGAAGGCAGACGGCCCGUGGAGCUGGUGCCUGCAGAGAGCCCUCUGAGCCACCUGUUCCUGCAGAACGAAGGCCCCCCCUCUCUGAUGCAGCUCUGCCGCCUUCGGAUCCGGAAGUGCUUUGGGCUCCAGCCGCAUCAUAAGAUCGCCAGCCUUGUUAUUCCCGAGGAACUGAAACGGUUUCUCCAGCACAUCUAAAUGUGUCCAGGAAGCAGAGUCACAGAGCAGCAAACAAAUAUUCUUAUGGGGUGUGGCCACUGGAAAUGUCAGAUAGUAUCAGAUUCAUAGGGCUAGGUUUGUCUUUUCAAUUGGGUUGCGCUUCUCAGUGGAAGCAUGCGGGGUACUGUUUCUUGUAGGAUAGACUGAGAGGCGUGAAGACACCCCCUGCCAGUCCUGGAGGGUGGUUAGAAGCCAGCUCUAGUAGUAACUGUCUGUUUCCUCUCCGCAGCUCUGUUAGGUGGGUGCUGUUCUUUCCCCAUCAGCAGGUGGGACACAGACUCACGGAGGUCAGUUUGUCUAGUUGCCUACAGCCAGGGCAGGGAAGGCAGAUUCAAGCAUCAGGCCUUCUAAUGCUAACCUGAGAGUUUCAGCUGAAGCCGAGUUUUCUAUUAUACUAUCCUAAAUUCAUCCUUGUUACAAGGGAAGGCAGAUAAAGAAGAAAAAUAUU